This is a messenger RNA of Bradysia coprophila, 2039 nucleotides long. Its product is annotated as endoribonuclease Arlr-like. Gene Ontology annotation, molecular function: RNA endonuclease activity. NCBI's taxonomy places the organism in Eukaryota, Metazoa, Arthropoda, Insecta, Diptera, Sciaridae. The record is from RefSeq and is a predicted model, not a curated record.
AAAACUGACGAUCAGAAGUGAUCUAUCGAGCUUAUUGAACGUAUUUAUUUCGCAUCAAUGUGCUUUAAAUGUUGACUUCGACACAUCAAUCAAUUUAAUUUAUCGGAAACCGUACAUUACGUGCAUGUGUAUAAUAUAACGAAAUUCUCGUAAUUAUACAAACAAAAAUCGGACUCAGUUGUUAAACGACUUUUGCUGUAAAUGUUUCUCAAGAAAUUUACCAACUUAACGCGAAAAUUAAAUAAAAUCAAAUUAAAAGUGGGACUAAUUGACCGAAAUCAUCCAUGAUACGUUCGUGAUCUGCAUUUUGCAACAGCGCUCUGUUUUUUUUUUGGUUUUAGUUUAUUGCGUUUUCGAUGUGAGCUUAAAGAGUGGUUAUAUUUGAUGUAACAAAACAAUAAUAUCAUCGCUGGCUGACAAUUAGACAUAACUUAUAAUUCGGGUCUUGGAACGGUCUAUAUGCGUGUGUGACUCAUCUAAUUGAACGUAAUUUUAAUCGUUUUCUUCACCGGAUAGUAGCAAUGAAGUUGUUUUUAGUAUUUUGGUCGAUAAUUUUGCUGAAGGAAUGCAAUGUGUCGGACGGUCAAGGUCUUCAGCAGUUGUCUUACGCUAAUGCGGAAGUAGGACAAAAAUUGAUCCGAUCUACUGUAACCACCGAACCGCCUCCACCAACCACCAAGAAAACCAGUUUCUUCGGUGGCAUUCGUAACUACUUUUCGAAAAAAUCACCCGAAACUUCGACGGAACCAAAUGUUGUCGGAUCACUAACACCAUCGACGAUAUUAUCAUCAUCGUCAUCAACAACAACAACAACAACUACUACUACUACAUCGACAACAACCACUGCAAGAUCGACACCACAAAAUUCCGUUGUAGGACAGAAUGGACUACCAAGCAUGUCCCAAACAAAGACAAAUGUAGUUGUUCCACAUAUUACGCCCAGCACUACAAGUACGACAACUACCACUUCUAGACCAAAGUUACCUCAAGAGGAUUUUCCAGCAUUGGGACCGCCAAGAAGGCAAAAUUCCGUUUCAUCGUCAACUCCAUCGACAACCACAUUACACUCUGUUUGGGCAACAGCACCGACACCGCCUAGUGAUAAUAGACAAAAUGUGAAUGUUCUUCCAACUCAACCGAGACCGGUGGUCUUACCACCAUUGACACCAACGAUUGAUAUACCGAAAAUUGAAAUUGCCUCGAACAGUGAACUGGAAAUUUUGACGGAAGAAUUAUUCAACAAAGAAACAUCGAGUUUGUUCGAUAAAAUGACGAUUAACUAUCAAGGACGGACACAAUCAUCAGCUUUAACAGAUGAAGCUGCAUUACCUCUAAUUACAGUCAGCGAAACCGAUCUGGAUUCCGUUAGUUCGGUAAAAUUGAUGCGAAAACUGUUCAACAAUUACGAGUUGGACACCAUGACAAAUGAGUUUGUGACGCCAUUGGAGAAGCGAGAAGAAAAUGACUUAGUCGAUACAAUCAUGGGAACAUCAGUAAUGCGACAUGCUAUGGCAUUCUUGCAACAAAAGGGAAAAGUGACACCUGAUCCAAGGACUCACCGCGAUCUGGUUAAACGGAUUUGGUUUACUCUGUACUCCAGAGGUCGCGGACGAAUCGGUAGUUCAGCAUUCGAACACGUCUUCCUAUCUGAAAUUAAAAACGGUACGAUCAGUGGUCUACACAAUUGGGUUUAUUUCCACGACGAAGAAGUGGCUGGUAGAAUUGACUAUAAGGGAUGGUUGAAAAAAGUGGCAUUGGGCAGGAAAGGAGCCAUAGUCAAGUACCGAUUCAGUCACAACAACAUAAAUAAGCCAGUGAAUGCGAUGUUUGUUGGUACAUCACCGGAGUUGGAAGUUGCACUAUAUACCGUAUGCUUUGAAGUGAGACCGGACAAGGAAUGUCCCAUUUCAUUGGGCGGAAACAAAUUAUUGAUUCGAACUCACACGUUCCGAUAUCGUGGCAAAAAUUUGAUUGGAAGUGCGUUUCCGGAAAUUUAAAUUUGUUGAAAAGUUUUAAAAGUUGAAAAUAUACUUCAAUAG